AUGUAUGGAGAUGUCGGCAACAAACUGGUGCAACAUGCAAAAAGAACCCAGGCACUUCCUCAGCUCCCGGCCUACCAGACUGAGCUCGUCCGUACCGUAGUGCGUGAAGUCCGCGAGCUCAACCGAGAAGUCAACUCCCUACUCGAGCCCUUUGGCUCUUCUUUCAACCCAUCUCAAGACCCAGCAACCGCAUGCGCUCUUCUCGUCAACCACCUGAGCAUGCGUCGCAACAAACGCUGUCUCUUGGCCUAUCACCGCGUACGCACCGACAAGCUAGAAGACAUGUGCUGGAGAGGCAUCGAUGUCAUUGGAGCUGAUCAGACAACCGCCGAGCCCCAAGCCAUGAAUGCCGAGGAUACCAAGAGCAGUCUCAGUCCUGAGGAAGAAGAAUACGUUCGCCUGUAUAGCGAUCUUCUGGCCGCAUACAAAGGUCAAUGGACCGACAUCGAUUUGACUGGCAGCUUGGAACCACCGACCGAUCUCUUCAUCGACGUUCGCGUAUUGAAAGACGCUGGUGAGAUCCAAACGGAAUACGGAGCCAUCGAUCUCACCAAAAACAGUCAAUUCUACGUCCGUCAGGGAGACGUCGAGCGUCUGAUUCAGCAGGGCUAUCUGCAAAAGCUCAGUUAA
Aureobasidium melanogenum CBS 110374 is the source of this 630-nucleotide messenger RNA. Its product is annotated as GINS complex, Psf1 component. NCBI's taxonomy places the organism in Eukaryota, Fungi, Ascomycota, Dothideomycetes, Dothideales, Saccotheciaceae. The record is from RefSeq and is a predicted model, not a curated record. Gene Ontology annotation, cellular component: GINS complex. Gene Ontology annotation, biological process: DNA strand elongation involved in mitotic DNA replication; DNA replication. The transcript has 3 exons. Bases 1 to 630 code for a protein of 209 amino acids.